Messenger RNA from Saccostrea echinata, 3263 nucleotides. RefSeq lists its product as uncharacterized. The transcript has a single exon. NCBI's taxonomy places the organism in Eukaryota, Metazoa, Mollusca, Bivalvia, Ostreida, Ostreidae. Gene Ontology annotation, molecular function: hydrolase activity, acting on carbon-nitrogen (but not peptide) bonds. The record is from RefSeq and is a predicted model, not a curated record. Gene Ontology annotation, biological process: carbohydrate metabolic process. Bases 265 to 3183 code for a protein of 972 amino acids.
CAUUCGCCCGCGGCCCGACGGUGAUGGACCUACGCUGUUAAAGAAAUGUCACAUGCGUUUGUCACUAAGUCGCACGUUUUUAACAUAGGUUCCAUCUUUUCAUAAUUUUUCUGCAUAUAAUUGUGAACAGGUAGCCUUUUUUCUUUCUUUACCUGGACGAGGAUUUCAUUUGUGUUAGUGACGUUGUGGCGAGCAUAGGAUGAUUACUUCUUAACGGCUUGUGUUUGGAGACAAUUUAAUCAGUUUUGAUAAACAAAGGGAAAAAUGGAAUUUUCAAAAUCGUUUUUCCAGUUUGUUAUUUUGAUCUCCUUUUUGGGAUGGACUUUAGCUGCUUCGCCAUCGACUUGUUAUAGAUGUCAACAUGGCGAUACAUGUAAACCUCCCAGUUGUGUAUGCUGUGGAAAAGAUAUGCCUCUUGAAAAAUCCAGAACACCUCAGAUGGUAUUUUUUACUUUCGAUGAUGCAGUUAAUACUUAUAUUGCCAGUUUUUAUAGAAAACUUUUUGAUUCUAAUCGUAGAAAUCCAAAUGGAUGUCCGAUAUCCAUGACCUUAUUUAUUUCGCAUGCCAAUACUGUUUAUUCCUUGGUAAGAGAAUUUUACCAGAAAGGUUUCGAGAUUGCAUCCCACAGUGUCACUCACAGUCAUCCAAGCUCGGAUACUUUCAAAAAUGAGGCAGAAAAGCAGAAAGACAACUUAGCCAAAAAGGCCCGGAUACCAAAAUCAAAGAUCCGCGGGUGGAGAAGUCCAUUUUUAGAGCCAAUGGGAGAUGCCCAACCAAACAUUCUUCAGUCUUUGGGAUAUUCGUAUGACGCCACCCUUACCAUCAGUAAAACAAAACAAACAGAUCAAGCACCUCUUCCUUUCACAUUGGACUACGGAUGGCCAUAUGACUGCAAGAUCAAACCUUGUCCAAAAUCAACACACAGAGGAUUUUGGGAAGUACCUGUAGUAUCUGUUACAGACUACCUUGGCAAAUACGAAUGUGUGUAUGUCGAUGGAUGCAACAAUCCUCCGCCUGAUGAGGAAUCUGCUUACAAAUUUCUGUGGGAAAAUUUCAAUAGCUAUUAUAGGACCAACAAAGCGCCAUUUGGUAUUAACAUGCACGCAGCUUGGUUUUACGUACCAGACCGAUUAAGGGCUAUGGACAGAUUUAUACAGGAUUUAUUGAAACUAGAUGAUGUAUACAUUGUCUCUGUAAAGCAAGUUAUAUCGUGGCUAAAGCAACCUACUCCAUUGGAGAAGCUGAAGAGUUUUAAACCAUGGACAUGCACCAAUCCCCGUGAUCGCUCUGCGCCAAAACUUCACGCAAAAGGACUUUUCGCUGGCGACAAAAGAAAUCGUGGCAUCGUAAGUCAACCAGAAAUUUCUGACCACAGUCACAACGCUUUUGACCAGCAUCAAACUCAGUUCAGAGAGAAUACCCAUAGAGAACAACAUUCACACGAUAAUUCUCACACCUCAGGAAGUUUACAUCAUACGAGUAGAUUUAACCCGAUCAAGGCACAAAGACAGCAGUCUUCUAUACGGAAUUCUUAUCUUUUUCAACGCAUGCAACGCAGGAAAGCGAUGAGGAAAACCAUUCGAACAACAGCUAUGCCCCCUCCACCGCCAGUGCAGCCAAGACAGAAAAGUUCGAAUUUGCCAAUUCCGAAACCACCGUCACCAUUGACGAGACAGAACAAAAGACAACAGAAUUUGUAUGAAUCACCAGCCUAUUCUUGGCAAUCAAUUCUUACAAAUAAAGUUAAUAAUGAAGAGCAACAAUCAAGACGACAGACGAAGGCAACCAGAGGAAACUUCGGUAAUAUCAGUACAUCGUUGCUCUCCCAUCAUGCACACAGUCAUACUGACAAUAGUCACAUUCCACCAAUGAUUCAUGUUCCAGAUGUGGAGGAUAACACCAGAACACAAACUCAAACACACAAAGACACCAAAGAGAAGACAACAAUCGUUGAAUCAAGCACGGUUUCAACAAACGACUCUCCAGUGGACCACCAAAUAUCACUGGUGACUACAAGUUCGCCCAAAAGUGCUGACACAAAAGUAAAUUUUGAAUUUAUAGGCCCGUGGAGUGUUGUAAAGAGCAAAACGAACUCCCCUGUCAUAUCAUCUUUACAAGAAUGGAUAGAAUCCCAAAAGAAGCAGAAAUAUGUGAGUUCUGGCAAGACAAAAGGCAAAACUGUCGCAUUAUCCACUGCUUUAGAUCAAGAAAAAACGCAGGAAAAAUCUCAAACUUCAACUUUGCCUUCAAAUGAAACAAAUUGUAAACAAGGGGAAAACUGUAAACUUCCCUCAUGUUUUUGCAAAACUACAAGUUAUCCAACAAGCAUGAAGCUUAGCGACGUACCCCAGAUUGUUUAUAUUACUAUCGACGGAGGCAUCAAUUUUCUCACGUAUUCAAAAAUGAAAACUUUGUUCAAUGAUAACAGACGAAACCCUAACGGAUGCCGAAUCGGGGCUACUUUCUUUGCCAAUGGAAGAGGAUCUAGCUAUCGUUUAGCUAAUUUAUUAUACAACGACGGCAUCGAAAUUGGUUUGAACGGACUACAAUCGUCAGCCUAUGAAACUUCUGAAAGCUUGCUAUCGGAUAUAAAUCAACAAACAGAAAGCUUCCGUUCCCAUUCGGCUAUCCCUGAGGAGGAAAUUAAAGGGUGGAGGUCUCCAGAACUGUUUGAGGAAACAGUGCCGAACAUUGAUGUCUUACACAAGAGGGCAAUGUAUGAUUCAUCACUUGUUCUACGAAACAGUACUAGUAAUGAUAAGCUCAAACCAUGGCCAUUUACCUUAGAUUUUAACACAAAUAAAUGUGCUGGAGGAAAUUGUUCCUCAACAGUAAAUGCUGGGAUUUGGGAAGUUCCCGUUAUUCCAAUGACAUCACUCAAUGGCGUGGCAUGCACAUAUGCCGAUAAAUGCAGAGGUCUAAAAACAACAGAGGAAACCGUUGAAUAUUUAAUGAAUAAUUUUAAUUCAUAUAAGACAAACAAAGCUCCAUUUGGAAUUCAUAUAUCUCGUGACUGGUUUUACUGGUAUAACAAUAGAAAUUUUGCAGGACUUUCGGAAUUCAUAGACAAACUAUUACAAAAUGAAGAUGUUUACAUUGUAUCAGUAUCCAAAUUGUUACAAUGGAUGAAAAAUCCCGUUUCAUUAUCGUCAGCUAAAUCAUAUUCUCCUUGGAGUUGUUGAAAUGUUCAUGUUGAAGAUGUGUGUGAAUGGUUGUUUUAAUUUAUUGUGUUUUGGUAUAAAAUAAAUGAAGAAAAAACCUA